This is a messenger RNA of Torulaspora globosa, 1245 nucleotides long. RefSeq names its product inositol phosphorylceramide synthase (gene AUR1). Gene Ontology annotation, cellular component: inositol phosphoceramide synthase complex. Gene Ontology annotation, biological process: sphingolipid biosynthetic process; inositol phosphoceramide metabolic process. The coding region runs from base 1 to 1245 and encodes 414 amino acids. NCBI's taxonomy places the organism in Eukaryota, Fungi, Ascomycota, Saccharomycetes, Saccharomycetales, Saccharomycetaceae. Gene Ontology annotation, molecular function: inositol phosphoceramide synthase activity. The transcript has a single exon. The record is from RefSeq and is a predicted model, not a curated record.
AUGAAUGCGGUGCGAAACUUUUUCCUUUCAGAAAGGCCUCCCUACUCACAUGUCGCAGACCUGGAGACAAGUUUCGAUCCUAGGGUGACUUUAAACAAGCUGCAACGAUACAAACCUACAGUGAAAGAUGUUUUCCAUUAUACCUUUCUAGGAUCGAUAUUUUUAUUUGUUUUCAUUACAAAUCCAGCGCCUUGGCUCUAUAAAGUACUGGUUUAUUCCUUCCUGGGUUUGCUUUUCAUGAUUCCCAUCACAUCACAGUUUUUCUUCAAUGCUUUACCAAUUUUGACGUGGGUGGCCCUUUACUUUACCUCUUCGUACUUUCCGGCUAGUCACAGGCCAAAGAUUACAGUGAAGGUGCUGCCCGCUGUGGAAACUGUAUUGUAUGGUGAUAACUUGAGUGAUAUCCUGGCGACUUCGACCAAUAUGUUCCUGGACAUUUUAGCUUGGAUACCUUAUGGAUUAUUUCACUUCGGUGCUCCUUUCGUGGUGGCUAUCAUUCUAUUUCUUUUUGGGCCUCCAACGGUGCUGAGAGGAUAUGCUUUCGCUUUCGGCUACAUGAAUUUGAUUGGUGUCAUAAUUCAAAAUACAUUUCCAGCAGCUCCUCCUUGGUACAAAAUAUUGUAUGGUUUGGAGUCUGCUCACUAUGGUAUGCACGGUUCUCCUGGUGGUUUAGCCAGAAUAGACAAGCUACUGGGGAUCAAUCUGUAUACCAGCGGCUUCACAAACUCUUCCGUUAUCUUCGGAGCCUUCCCAUCACUUCAUUCUGGUUGUGCCACAAUGGAGGCUCUUUUCUUCUCAUAUUGUUUUCCCAAAUUAAAGCCAAUUUUCAUCGUUUAUGUUUGCUGGCUGUGGUGGUCUACGAUGUAUUUGACUCAUCAUUAUUUUAUUGACCUCGUCGCCGGAUCUGUUCUUUCGUAUACCAUCUUCCAGUAUACCAAGUAUACGCAUCUCCCCGUCGACACCAGUCUAUUUUGCAGAUGGUCAUAUGCCGAUGUUGAGACUUAUGAUGUUUCGAAAAUGAAUCCAUUGCGUGCUGAUCCAAAUGAUGUGGAAAACGUUCCUCUUUCGAAUUUGGAACUCGAUUUUGAGUUAAACUCUAUGGAUGAAGCAAGCCGCACUUCCUCAAUCUUUGACGGCCCCACAUCAACUUCCAGAUCCUCGGCGACGUCUAAUACGUCAUUGGCUGAGUUUCAACACGACUAUGCUAGCGCUUCUCCCAGGCUCAAUAAGUCAAGAUUUGACUGA